GGUAUCCGGUUUGUUCACCUGUCAAGUUUUUCUCGUAUUUUUUAUUCAAUACAUAAAUCGUUCAUUUCUUGGUUCUCUUUGGUUUUUCUAACUGAUUAUUCGGAUAUAUCUAUCUCAAUAUUUCUAGGAACAGAUUACUUUUGUUUUAAUUUAACAUAGUAAUAACCAUGUCUGAGAAACAUUUGCAAACCGGUGAUGAACUGCCAGCAUUUGGCGGAAAAUUGCGUUUAUUCGCUAUGAGAUUUUGUCCGUACGCGGAAAGAAGCAUUUUGGUUCUGAAUGCCAAAAAAAUUCCAUACGAUCAUGUAUUUAUUAAUCUUGAUCAAAAGCCCGAAUGGAUCUUCACUUUCAGCCCAAAAGGCACCGUGCCAGCACUAGAAUAUGAACAGGGCAAGGGAAUCUUUGACAGUAAUAUUAUUAACUAUUACUUGGACGAGAAAUACCCAGAGGUGCCUCUGCAAUCUACUGACCCACUCCGAAAGGCUCAAGACAAAAUGCUAGUUGAACAACUUACUGGGGCUCAAUCAGCGUACUACACUGCAGCAUUUUCCUCGCCCUCUCUGACACCAUCCAUGGUGGAAACCUAUCACAAAGGUCUUGAAGUUUUACAAAAGGAAUUAGAAGUCCGUAAAACUAAGUUCUUGCACGGUGAUGAACCUGGUUUGGUAGAUUAUACCAUUUGGCCGUUCUUGGAACGUUUCCAAGCUUUACCAUUGUUGGGCAAGCAGGAGUUUGCUAUUGAUAAGUCUAAGUAUGAUGUUUUGACAAAAUACAUUGAAGAAAUGAAAAAUGUGCCAGCAGUGAAAUCAUAUUGUUUGGCUCCCGAAACUCAUGCUAAAUACAUUGAAUCAAGAGCUAAAGGCAGUCCGGAUUACAAUAUGCUGGAUACCAGCGCUGUUUGCUGCAUGCGUCCUAGGAAGAAGAAGGAAUUAUUAUUAUCAUUUUUAUACAACGUUUUACAUAUUUUAAUUAACAUGAUAACCAGUACUUUGAGCUUCGCUAUGCAUAUAUUUUUGUCGUCAUACAAAAUUCUAGAACCAGUCAGGCAAGUAGUCGAAUACGUAUUGCCUUAUACUUACAGAAAAAUGGCAAACAAAGCAAUCAAAGGAGGAAUUAAUUUUAAUGUAAAACAUUUGAAAAAAGGUGACCCAUUGCCUCCUUACAAUGGAAAACUGCGUAUCUAUAACAUGCGAUACUGUCCUUACGCACAACGAACUAUUCUAGCAUUGCUUGCCAAAGACAUUGACUUCGAAGUGGUCAAUGUGCACUUGUUAGAUAAACCAGAAUGGCUUACCCGUAAAAGUGCGUUUGGCAAAGUCCCAUCACUAGAAAUAAAAGAAGAUGUGUGUAUUUACGAGAGUUUGGUUACGGUGGAAUAUUUAGAUGAAGUUUAUGAUCAAAGACCGUUAUUAUCAAAAGAUCCGUUGACCAAAGCUUACGACAAAAUCAUCGUUGAGGCAGCUGGACCAUUGCAAACUAUGUUCUUCAAAUUCAUAAAGGCUCCGGAAACGCUCACCGACGAUAAUAUUAAUGCUUAUAAUAAUGCAUUGCGAUUUAUUCAAGACCAAUUGAAGAGACGUGGCACUCAAUUCUUCGGUGGCAAUGAACCAGGCUACGCGGACUACAUGAUAUGGCCCUGGCUAGAAAGACUUUACGAUGUCCAAGACGAGUAUAAAGCAGCGAAAAUUGAUGGUGCUGAAUAUAAACUCUUGAAUCAGUAUAUUGAAAACAUGCUGAAUGAUCCAGCUGUAAAGAGUUAUUUAGUGCCCAAAGAUGUGCUACUGAAAAUUUACGAAGCCUACAGAACUGGGAAAGUACCAGAUUAUGACCUUUUAACAUAAUAAAUUCUUAUUAUU
Molecule: messenger RNA, 1856 nt
Organism: Papilio machaon (common yellow swallowtail)
Lineage: Eukaryota; Metazoa; Arthropoda; Insecta; Lepidoptera; Papilionidae
Exons: 10
Coding region: 168-1841 (557 amino acids)
Biological process (GO): glutathione metabolic process
Cellular component (GO): cytoplasm
Molecular function (GO): glutathione transferase activity; glutathione dehydrogenase (ascorbate) activity
Source: RefSeq, a predicted model, not a curated record